Molecule: messenger RNA, 909 nt
Organism: Batrachochytrium dendrobatidis JAM81
Lineage: Eukaryota; Fungi; Chytridiomycota; Chytridiomycetes; Rhizophydiales
Exons: 2
Coding region: 121-909 (262 amino acids)
Source: RefSeq, a predicted model, not a curated record
UUUAGUUUGAUAAUUAGUGUAUUUUCAAGCCUAAUCAAAGGAUUGUCAGAUCGUUUGUAUCCUUUACUUUAAAGAUCUGUUUGUGAUUGAAUCCUACUUCAGAAAUUAUAAACAUAUAAAAUGCAAUUCACUACUGUGCUUAUUAUGGUUGGCCUGGCUGGAUCUGCAUCUGCUAAAUGCAUGCGACGAGAGUACACAUCCUCUGCGGUCUAUACUUCGGCGUCAUCCACCACAACUAGUAAUACUAGUCCGACUACAUGUAAUAAAUCUAAAACUACAAAGAGUCCCAUUUACACGUCAAGCGCCGCUUCCACCACUAAGACUACUAGUGAGAUCGUUUAUUCAAAAACAGCGCCAGCAUCUACUAGCAAAGCUGCUUCCUCGAAAACGGUGCCAGCAUCUACUACUAGUGAGAUCGUUUAUUCAAAAACAACAUCCACUACUAGCCAAGCUGCUUCCUCGAAAACAGCGCCAGCAUCUACUAGCAAAACCGUGUAUUCGAAAACGGUGCCAGCAUCUACUACUAGCAAAGCUGCUUCCUCGAAAACGGUGCCAGCAUCUACUACUAGCAAAGCUGCUUCCUCGAAAACGGUGCCAGCAUCCACUACUAGCAAAGCUGCUUCCUCGAAAACAGCGCCUACUACCAAAACCAAUGUUUCUACACAUAUAUCUACUAGAACAACUUUAUCCACGAAAUCGCGGACAGCCAUAGCAACCCCAGAGUACAUUCCCACGAUCUCCGAGACUAAAUCGGUAACAACCACGGCCUCUGCACCAGCAUACGCUGCAAGCAAAACAACCAAGGCUGGAUCAGCAGGAUAUGCCGCUGUCAACAGUGCUCAAAACAUGGAUAUAACAGGUGUGAUGUCUGCUCUGUUUGCUGGCUUCGUAGUGCUACUUGGAUUCUGA